ACCUGCAGGUGUCGUCAGAGCUGCAUCAUCAGUGUGGCUGUCAGCGGCAUGUACUGUACAGUAGGGCAGCUGGGCUUUAUUUUGCUUCCCAGGCUGGAAACCACUGUAGCGCAGUUGGACUUGACGUCUAGCAACGCAACAUCACAGACUUAAAACAAGCAGACGCGGCGACUUAGCACGUUAGCGACUGCAUUUACAGAGGACAACGUAUUCUGGAUUGCUGCCAGAGACCGUGUCUUCCACCGUCUGUGGCAGUCAGGAAGGAUGACAUAGAACGUUCCAAUAAAGCCGGACCAAUACUGGAUUUUUGAAGCUGCUGUGGUGCCAGUGUGAGAGCGGCUCAGUACCUCGUGCUGAGCUCUGCACGCAACAGGACAGCAGCAGGACAAAAGACAUAAGAGGAGAAAGGGAAGGACGGGAGGCAAAAACACAAGGGAACAAUCCAGCAAAAGAGCUCAGAGAAUCGGAGGAGACAGCAUGUUGAUUAGAGCUGUGUUUAAGAGACAAACCUGACUGUGGAGGAGACAGGCAGACAGACAGACUGAGAGAUAUAUAGAUUCUUAAAUUCUCAAACGCAGAAAAGACUGCUGAGACGCUCACCUGCAGCCAGGCAGGCUGAAAAAUUGAGCGACAGCCAAGAGUUCAGGGUGCUGGCCAUGGCUGUGGGCCUGCUGCUGGGAGGAUAGAGUUCAGAUCAGAUACCCACAGUGUAACUUCUUAAACCGUCAUCCAUCCUCUACUAAUCUGACCCCGACUCCAAAUCAGUGUCUCAAACCCAAAAAGACCCCUUCAUCUCCUCCUUUUGUGCUCCUCUUCCUCUUAGCCAUCUCAAUAUUUCCACAAGUCCGGUGUACUCUGCAGUAGCAACACUGUCAAAAGACAGUUAAAUCAUCACACAGACUAGUUCACCAGUCAGUUUUGUACUUAGAGAACUAGAGUGACUGUGUGACAGUCGCCUGCUGCAGAGUUUGACAGACAGCGGCCUUUUAUUCCCGCACAUGGACUGUUGAUGAAGAAAGAUGGCAGUGAGACUGGCAGGCGCCGCCCCUUCCUCUCGGCCACCUUCCCUCCCCCCAGCGGCCGCGCCUCGGACCGGUUAAGGUUUGUCUAUUGGCAUCCAUCGCAGCAUCGGCAGCAGCUGGCAGAGCGGGAAGGAACAGUAUGCAGGAAACUGACUUACCGGCCACAAAUGCCUUUAAAGAGUGCAAGUUCCACUGCACCAAUGGGAAUUGUUUGCGUCUGGGCUCGCUGAUCUGCAACCAGCUGAAUAACUGUGGGGACAACAGCGAUGAGGAGAACUGCCCCGUGGUCACCCAGCACCCUCCACCGGGCAUCUUCAACUCUGAACUGGAGUUUGUUCAGAUCGUCAUCAUCAUCGUGGUGAUGACAGUGAUGGUGGUGGUGAUCAUCUGCCUGCUCAACCACUACAAGCUCUCCACCUGGUCCUUCAUAACAAGGCAGAGCCAGGCCCGCAGGCACGACCAUGCCCUGCAGCAGGAUGGGUGUCUGUGGCCUUCAGACGGCGGCUCUCGACAAGGUGCCUCGGAGGUACUAUACGCUCCCCAGGCCAGGGAUCGCUUCACCGCUCCCUCCUUCAUGCAGCGCGACCGCUUCAGCCGCUUCCAGCCCACCUACCCCUACCUGCAGCACCAGAUUGACCUGCCGCCCACCAUCUCGCUGUCGGACGGUGAGGAGCCCCCACCGUACCAGGGGCCCUGCACCCUGCAGCUCCGCGACCCUGAGCAGCAGAUGGAGCUCAACCGCGAGUCGGUGAGGGCGCCGCCCAACCGGACCAUCUACGACAGUGACUUGAUCGACAUGGGAGGAGGCGGGGGCAUGGGAGGGGUGGGUGGAGGAGGGGGAGGAAUGGGAGGAGGCGGUCCAAGACCGCCCAGCAGUAACUCGGGCAUCAGUGUGGCUAACUCCAGCAGCCACGGGCGCAUGGAGGGCCCCCCGCCAGCGUACAGCGAGGUGAUGGGCCACUACCCCGGCUCAGCAUUCUUUCUACACCAGCACAGCAAUAACCAGAGGGUGGGGGGGCCGGGGAGCAGGACGAUCCAGCAGCAGAGCCAAUCAGAAAGCACAAUAGUACCUGCCAAGGCCAAGGACGGCCAACCGGAGGACCUGGUGUGAAGAAUUGUGUGGGGGGGCAGGUGGGGCCACCCACCCCAGACUGAAAACUGUCUCUCCUCUUCACCCCUGAUCACCUGUAAGCAGUGGUCUCUCUAUCGCUCUCUCUCUCUGUCUCAUGUCCUCUCUCCACACUCCCAUGCACAAAUAAAUAUCAACACUAGCUACAACAAAACAAGGAAAGAGAGGAACCAAGAGUUGAUUUCAUUUCAAUUUCUUUCCAAUGUUAGUAAUUCAAACAGCUAGCACUGCUGGGGCCGGAUGUAUGCACUGCGUGGAGAGUUUUUUCUCCUCUACAUGAGAAAGAAACAUACAGACUGAAAUGAUUUGCUUUUUUGUCCCCUCGGUGACGGCUCUGUCCCCAGGAACUGAGGAUGAUGUUUUUCUUUUUUGUUUCUUUUUCGGACCGGGAUCUGUGCACAAAGCGAGAACUGAGAAUCAAGGACUUACAGAGAACACAACAAAACAGACUCACAAACCCAAAUCUUAGUGCCAAGGUUCAAGAGGAAGCAAAGCAAGGGGGGGAAAAAAAGACUCGUUCUAACAUUCAAAACACAAAAAAGAAAAGUUAUCUAAAAGUUGCACUAUCUUUUUGUUGUAAAAGAGAAGAGGGAAAUUAUGCUAUGUGAUGAUAAUAAUGAUGAUGUGUUUGUUUUUCUCUUCUUUUUUUUUUGUCCUUUUCAUGAAUGGACUGACUGAUUGAACUUUGGCUCCAAAGUUGUUUAAACAGUUGGGAGCAAAAAAAAAAAACAAAACAAGUAUUAUAAGCUUAUGUCCUUCCUUUUUUGAAAACCGCAAGAAAUACUCGUACCCAGCCUACAACAUCUCUGUCUGCUUACACCACAGGCACAGUGAGACUUAGUAAGAGAAUAACCUUGUACUGCUCACGUCUGUGUACACUUCAGCCGAGUGGGGAAGAAAUCUGCCUCAUGACCAGCCGCUGGGUGUACGAAACAUUUCUUACUUCCUCUGGUAGUUUGUUACAAGAUUUGAUGAGAUGGGUUUCCCAAACCAGAGUAGUACCUAAUCUCUUAAAAAGAUGAGAGCUGCUUGGCAAGAUCCAACAUGCUCCAUACUAACAUUUCUGGAAAAUCUGGCCAUCUGGUUGGAUAUCAAGUUAACAAAGAAUAACAUAACUCCAUAACAAAACAAAAAAAACAUAUCUAACCGUCCAUCCAGCAGCCUGGUCACAGCAGAUUCUUCACUUUUCAACUCUGACCCGACCUCUGAACACCUGACACUUCCUCUUUCCUGUUUCCUGCGUCCAUACACCCCCACCGCUCAUCUCGACAUGCACAGUGCAUUCUGCCAACAGCCAACACUGAACACGAACCCCGCCGCCAUGACAACGGAAACACACAAAAAAACAACAAAAAAAGAAGGCUCGGCUCUCCGUCUUCACGUCUCUAAAGCCACAAAAAAACCCCAAGAUGACACAAAGUGAAGAUUCCUGUCUGCAUCCGCCAGCACAGCGAUCAGGUUUUAAACGAAAACUGUCUGUGGUCGAAGUCAAAGGGCUAUGGGAGGGUCCUUUUUGUAAAAGAAAACCUUUUUGAAAAUCGAGCCUUUUUCUCUGCUCAUCGUUGCCUUCUCCUCUGCUCUUGCGCUUUCUCUGUCUCUCUAUCUUGUUUGCGUUCAACGCCGGUGCCCCCCCCCCCAUCCCAGCUUUUUAACAGUGUCUCUGGUUAACACUGUUCAUCAUCCCUCCUUCCAUCCGUGUGCAGAAAAAGUGCGUUCAAAUGAUGCAGAGUCCGCCAAGCCCUUUAAAGUGGAGACUGGAGUGGAGCCCUUGUUUGGCAGUGUGCUAGUGCAGUCCUCUCCUCCCUGUGUGUGUCUGUGUGCGUGUACAUGUGUUGGUUAGACCUUUUAACAACACAGAAAAGCACUUAAUGCUCCUGCAGGAGCAUUGUGUGUGUGUGUGUGUGUACGCGUGUGUCUGUGUUUAUCGGAGUGAUUUAUUAGCCGCUGAGUUUAGAGAUUCAAGGACAUAUUACUUAUUUGGCACUGUCCAUAUUAACACAUCAUUAAUUAAGCUUUCAUUAAAGCCAGAGAUGCAUUGUGGUUGCUAUCGUGGUGCAGAAGUGACCUCACUGUAAAAGCUCAAAGAGAGUGCAUGCCACAGUCCACCCCACAGGUUCCAUUAUAGCUGCACAAGUAAACUACACCUUUCUUGAUAAUGGUGAUACAGUAGAUUCACACACUGUGUCCCAAUUUCAUACUACAUACUUAUUCUCAGCAGGUUUUGAGUAUGUAGUGUGUUCAUACAAAAAAAAGUGUAAAAAUGGAGUAUACUCAGUUUGUACACUAAAGACAUUUGUUGUGAGUGCAGUGUAGAUGGAUACUAUCGUCCCUCAAUGCAGUGCACAAAGGAAAUAGAGGAGCUGCUCACUGCUGCAAAAUAUUAAAACAAAUAGUGGUGGUGCGACAGCUCGAGGAAGAUCUGAGAAAAGAAAAUAGAAAGUUCUAAAUCUUUGGAAAAGAAUUUUGCUUUCUCUUUGAGGAGAUUGGGAGGAUAAGGCUGGUGUUGUCACAUGACAAGACCAAAACCUACAGUGUGUUCCUUUGCCUGUCUAUACUUUCAGACUUCCCUACCGUGUCUGUGGCCCCAAGCCCACUGUUCCUACUGAAGAUGUAAAUCUUUAAAAACCCAAUUAUAUGGUUUGACAAAAAUUUCUUAGCUCAUCAUCCACUUGUUUUUUCCAAAGCUGGUCUUUGGCAUUGGAUGUGAAUCUCCUAAGGCCAACACCAAAGACUAUUUUUGAACAGAGAAAGGGAUUACUAUCUCUUCCCCAUAUAUACUACCACCUGUUAUCACGUGACCAAAGUUCCAUACUUGGGUCAUGUUAUAACUGAGGAAACUCCAUGUGCUGAGGAAGACUGUGAUAGGUGGUGGAAAGUUCCCGAUAAAGGUAGUAAGUGGACCUUGAGUAAAAACUUUUUUUUGUCAAACUACCGUUUCCAAUGUCAAGAAGGAACUUUCACCCUCACAAUUUUUGGAAAAGUGUUCCUAAAACAGCUGCUCACUGUAGUUUUUAGAAAACAAACAGGAGUAAAUAGUGCAUUUGUUGGGGACUAUUUUCAGCGGCGGAUUAAUACACAUUUGGCGCUCUAGUGAGUAUUUGGGGCAGCAGGACGGUGUAUGUGGGACUGAGUUGAAACUACAGUGUGUGUGUUCAUGGUAAUGAAGGAACAUGUUACCCAGUCCAACAGUGUGGCUCAUUGAUGUGUUUUACAGUUUUUGGACAACAAUGGAGCUCUAUGGCACAGAGGAAUAAGAUAUAUCAGGCUUCAUUAUACACACAAUACUUUUUUGUAGUAUCAACACAUUGUUGGUUUUGGUCUUUUUGUGGGAUUUACUGAUAAGAAAAAUAUAGAAUAUCACCAGACUUAUCUUUUAAAGGUGGGGUAUGCGAUUCUAAUCCAACACGUCUUUUUGUCAAAUUCAGUGAAUAUCUCCUCACGGUCCGCUAGCUGUCCGUUCAGUGUGUGCGCUGUAAAAAAACCUGCAGUGUUUGUACACAGCCCUGGCUCUGUAAAUGGGAAACAGACAAAGUGGCUCGGACCAAGCCAACACUAUUCCAGCCAGGAUUUGUGUGUCAGGUAACGUUAAACGACUUGCCCACGGACAUUCUGCUGCCUUUCUAGUUUGCCAAGAUAUGCUGUUGUUGUGAUGUUAGCUAUAGUAGCAGGAGAGUUGUGUGCAUCGCUGUCUGGAGCUGCUGUGCUGGCUCUGGGAAACAUCUCGUCCUCUCUGCCUGUUAGCUUCGCAGCAGCAACUGUAGCGACAGUCUGCUAACCCACAACCUAGCUAACAUCAGUUACAUGACUUGCUGUGUCGUUGUUCGCUCUGUCAUGAUAUUUGUCAUGGUGUUGGAUUUCUCCAGAAUGGCAUACCCCACCUUUAAUUGGCAGUGGCAUUCCAAAGUCGCAGUUUGAUUGACAUCUGUUAGCACACAUUUUUUAUUACUUCCUGUUAGGACAGCACAGAAAAAAGUAAGAAAAAUACAUAGAUUUCUUGUAUACUAAUUGCAAAAACAGUAUACUAUGAUAAUAAGUAUAUAGUACAUACUGUAUACUAUUAGUAUAUAUUAUGGAAUUGGGACACAGGUAUCUUUUUUAUGCUCUCAAUAAUUUGAUUCAUGAUUUCUACGGACUUAAGUUCUUCACACUUUGAGACAUUCAGUUAUCCUCUGCUGGUGCUAGUUACAGCCAGUGUGAAGUUGCCUAAUGCAGCAUUAAUGAGUAUUUGAAAGUAUCAUGUAAUGCUAAUGCAGCGGAGAGGCCUUAUGAUGAGCUGAAUUCCAGUUGAAACAUCAAACUGGGAACCUGGAAAUGUUCCUGUAGUCCUCUCCUUGUGCACUUAGAGCUCCCAUCUGACUUUACACCAUUCAGAUGUCAUGAUGGUGGAGGGAAAAAGGUUUUGGGUCAGUUUGAACGAACGCCUUCUGAUUCCGUUAGCAUCAGUGUGUUUGAAUGUAUGCAUGUGUCCCAGUUGUGUGUUUCUGGUCAGUGUGUCCAUCUGGCUCUACAGUUGUGUAUGUGUGUGUUACUACAUCGCUGCUGCUAUUGCUGUUGCUGCUACUGCUACUAUUGUUGCUACUGCUGCUUCUCAUGCCCCCCCCUCCUUCUGUCCAUCCUGUCCCCUCAACUCACCCAAAACUAGAAGGACAGAAAUCCGACCAUCUGCAGUCAAAAGCACACGUAUUGAGACAAAAACGUGGUCUUGUGUCCUGUAAGACCCCUAUUGACACGUUUUCAUUUUGUUACACAGAAAUCGACGCGAAUCAGUUGUGAAAAGAUUGUCCCAACACUUUUGCCUUUGGCUGUACGGACCUGCUUCAAACCUGCGUUUCUUUCCACUUUCCCUUCCUUCUUUCUCUUGUUUUCUCGCCUUGUUCUGUCCGCGCAGUCAUAGCUUGUAAAUUGAGGAUAUAAAGAUGAAUUUUAUGUUUUCUACAAGGAGGUUUGCAUGUUACUAUUAUGUGAGUAAAUAAGGUGCCUAAUGUUCAUGUUUGAGCAGACCACACCUCAGUGAAACUGCUGCUUGGAAUCCUUACAGGUGCUUUAUCUCAGGCUCGACCGCCUGUCUGGCAGAAUGGAACAGAAAUAUGUGAGAAAAGGUUAGCUAGGCCAGAAUCUGAUCCUGCAGCGAAGUGGGCAAAAACCGCAUUUAAUUCAAGGUCUACAUGAAACUAUAAAUUUGGUGACCGCAGGACCGGCGUGCCUGUUUCCAUGUCAGCAAAACGCCGGCUGCCUCCCCAAGCUGCGGCUCAACCUUGACCAUUUUUAGCUCUGAGUUCCGGUUAAGAUCAGUGCACCGGCGGUGUUUGCGAGCGGGCUCACCAGCCUGCUCGCUUCCAUUAUGCUAGACAGCAGCGGUCACCCCUGGAGAAGCAACUGAAGCCAUUUCAACCAGUAAUUUGACCAGUGUGUGGAGCAGACAUAGGAACCCACUUGCACUCAAAAAGCUCCCACCUUCGUUGUGCCUCACUUCCAACGGUGCUUUUUUCAGUAGUCUGUCUUUCUUUAUGUUUGUUUGUAAGGUGCUGUAUAUAACUUGAAUAUAUUAUGCACAUAUCCUACCCAAUGGGUAGAAACCACAAAAAAAUGUUGUGAAUAAUGUAAUAUAAUGUAUAGACAAUAUAAGAAUUUUAAGAAGGCAGCAUCAAAUUUGUAAAUGCCUACAGUUAAAAACAUGCUUUGUCUUUUUUUAAUGAGAAAACAUGGUUUGAAAAGUAUGCUUAGAAUAUGGUUGCAACUCAAAUACAAAUUACUACUUAUAAUAUUUUGCUAUAAAUAAUAGUCUGUUAUGAUAAGGAUGAGAUAACCUCUGGAUUAAGGAAGUUGUUGAGAAAGGAUAUUAUUCACUUGUUUAUUGGAUCAUCUAAAAACAAGCUUACACAGUGCUUGCCAUCAUUUGGGUACUGGCUCGUGGUUUUAUUUUCACCAUAAUCAUCUAACAAAUGUAUAGUUCUAUUACACAGAUCUUUUAAGAAAACAGAAAUCACACACACACAUCAGUUGGUGUUUAUGCCACGACUUCAGCCGGGCCCCGGUUGAAUUUUCAACUCGCUUUGUAAAUCGUUGAACAAAAGAAGCCGAAGCUGUCUGGUUUGGGAGACGCGUCACAUGACCACUGCACACGAGAGCCGUCAGCACUUCCAAAUAUGGAAGACUAUGUGUCUGUACUCAUAGAUCUUAACAAUAUUUUUGUUCAUUUCAGCUGUAAUUUUGUAUAUCUGCCAAAGUAUAAAUCUGUGGAGCACACUCAGCACUGCUGUAGAUCUGGCUGGAUGUUAGGCUCUGGUUAAAGCAUUUCAGCUCCGUUACAGGAGGAUCACUGACUUCUGAUCGCAUUAAUGUUGAACAGAAAAAAAUGGAAAAACAUGAAAGGAAAAAUGGUCAUUCCCUUUUUUUGGUCAAGAUUGGAAAGUUGCACCAGCGUGAAACGAGUGGAAAAAUGCCGUUAAAACUGUCAUUUAACUUUUCUCUUUAUUAUUGUCAUUUUUUAAUUUUCUACAUUACAAUGUUAUAUGUGGCACAGUAUAUUGAAACAAAAGUCAUGUUUAAUCUGCAGUCAUUUAUUUACAGUAUGUACUGAAAAUAACUCCACUGUACAAUAACCGCAGAGCAUGUUCAUUCUUAUCUAUAGACGAUGUACAUAGCAACGCGCCAUUUUCUCUUCAAAGCACCAAAUAAGUGGCAGUUGUGUAGUUUUAAUUUGGAAAAGUCUCUAUUGUAUCUUCUUCUUAAUAGACCUUUUUUUCGUUUCCUGCACUAGCUUGAAGAACUAACUUGGGCUCAGACUGAAUUUUAUUUGAUUUCUCCCCCUGCAGCGCGCUCCCUCUUUCCACUUAUCAGAAGUCUGUACUCAACUGCUGACAACAAGUAGCUGUUUUUAUCGUUCCAGAUUUUAAUAAUAAUGAUAAUAAUAACAAUGAUAACGUCUCAACAGUUUGGUAUUCUCUCUGUCUUGACAGUUACCAUAGGACUGCUUCCAUCAUGGGUUUUGUAACAUCGGUUUGCUUUAUUUACAAAAUGAAUCCUUCUCGUUCCCUCCUCCCCCCUCUGUGCUGAAAUCUACAUGUAUAUAUGACUGUAUUCAGUAACCAUACAGUGCAUAUAUAUAUAUCCAAACACAGAGGUAAAAUUGUUGUGUAUUUUUGCCUCUUUUUAUUUAAGCAAUUGUGAUGUAAUAGGUUUUAGGCCUAAGGUCUGUUAUUGCAAUACUUUUACAGAAAAGAAGAAAAAAAUCAAAAAAUGUUGCUCUAAGUGCUGUUGUAGUCAAAGAUUUUAUGCUUGUACUUAUGCUGUAGUCAAACUGCAGCGUAAUGAAUAAAACUUUAAAAGUGA
Siniperca chuatsi (mandarin fish) is the source of this 9483-nucleotide messenger RNA. RefSeq names its product low-density lipoprotein receptor class A domain-containing protein 4-like. Gene Ontology annotation, biological process: negative regulation of transforming growth factor beta receptor signaling pathway. NCBI's taxonomy places the organism in Eukaryota, Metazoa, Chordata, Actinopteri, Centrarchiformes, Sinipercidae. The transcript has 7 exons. The record is from RefSeq and is a predicted model, not a curated record. Bases 1162 to 2133 code for a protein of 323 amino acids. Gene Ontology annotation, molecular function: R-SMAD binding. Gene Ontology annotation, cellular component: early endosome membrane; Golgi membrane.